Messenger RNA from Gracilinanus agilis (Agile Gracile Mouse Opossum), 1617 nucleotides. It is a transcript of the gene LMX1B, whose product is annotated as LIM homeobox transcription factor 1 beta. The record is from RefSeq and is a predicted model, not a curated record. The transcript has 8 exons. Gene Ontology annotation, biological process: neuron differentiation; regulation of transcription by RNA polymerase II. Lineage: Eukaryota; Metazoa; Chordata; Mammalia; Didelphimorphia; Didelphidae. Gene Ontology annotation, cellular component: nucleus. The coding region runs from base 318 to 1547 and encodes 409 amino acids. Gene Ontology annotation, molecular function: DNA-binding transcription factor activity, RNA polymerase II-specific; RNA polymerase II transcription regulatory region sequence-specific DNA binding.
AUGUGUAUCUGUGUGCGCGCGCGCGCGUGCGUGUGGGUGUGUGCGUGUGUGUACAUACACCGGACAGAUCCCGCGUCCCGGAACCACGGCCAGAACCCAGAGGAAUAAGCCGCUCUUCUCGCUUCUUCUCCGGGGUCCUGCGAAACGUUUUAAACGCUUAAAAAGGAAAGAAAAGAAAUUGAUCCCCAUCUUCCAGGGAAGUCUGGCUCGAGCCCCACCGGGGUUCGCGUGUAGUCUCCUGGUCCGGAGGAAUAAAGAAGCAGACCACCAAGCCUCCUGGACCCUCGAGUCCACAGCUAGCCCCGCGUCAGCGCCCCAUGGAUAUAGCAACAGGUCCCGAGUCUCUGGAGAGGUGCUUCCCCCGUGGACAGACCGAUUGCACCAAGAUGCUGGACGGCAUCAAGAUGGAAGAGCACGCCCUGCGCCCCGGGCCCGCAACCUUGGGGGUGCUCCUGGGCUCGGACUGCCCGCAUCCCGCGGUCUGCGAGGGCUGCCAGCGGCCCAUCUCGGAUCGUUUCCUGAUGCGAGUGAACGAGUCGUCCUGGCAUGAGGAGUGUUUGCAGUGCGCUGCGUGUCAGCAAGCUCUCACCACCAGCUGCUACUUCCGGGAUCGGAAACUCUACUGCAAACAGGACUACCAACAACUGUUUGCAGCCAAGUGCAGUGGCUGCAUGGAGAAGAUUGCACCCACGGAGUUCGUGAUGCGGGCCCUAGAAUGCGUGUACCAUCUCAGCUGCUUCUGCUGCUGCGUGUGUGAGCGGCAGCUCCGGAAAGGCGAUGAGUUCGUGCUCAAGGAGGGCCAACUGCUCUGCAAGAGUGACUACGAGAAGGAGAAAGACUUGCUCAGCUCUGUGAGCCCAGAUGAGUCAGACUCUGUGAAAAGUGAUGAGGAAGACGGCGAUGUGAAGCCUGCCAAAGGCCAGGGCGGCCAGGGCAAAGGUAGUGAUGAUGGGAAGGACCCCAGGAGGCCGAAGCGGCCCAGGACCAUCCUCACCACACAGCAGAGGAGAGCAUUCAAGGCUUCCUUUGAGGUUUCCUCCAAGCCCUGUCGAAAGGUCCGAGAGACACUCGCUGCUGAAACAGGGCUCAGCGUCCGUGUGGUCCAGGUCUGGUUCCAGAACCAGAGAGCCAAGAUGAAGAAGCUGGCAAGGAGGCACCAGCAGCAGCAGGAGCAGCAGAACUCACAGCGGCUGGGGCAAGGUAUGUGUGUGAAGGGUAGGGCUUCUCAGUGCUGUAGGAGCAAAGAGGUCCUGUCCAACCGAAUGGAAGGAAUGAUGGCAUCAUACACACCACUGGCCCCACCCCAACAGCCCAUUGUUGCCAUGGAACAGAGUACCUACGGUAGCAGUGACCCUUUCCAGCAGGGUCUCACGCCUCCUCAAAUGCCAGGGAACGACUCCAUUUUCCACGACAUUGACAGUGAUACCUCGUUAACGAGUCUGAGCGACUGUUUCCUGGGCUCCUCCGACGUGGGCUCCCUCCAGGCACGAGUAGGGAACCCCAUCGACAGGCUCUACUCCAUGCAGAGUUCCUACUUCGCAUCCUGAGAGAGAAUGGAGCCCCAGGGCUGGCCGGCGGGUAGAGGAGGUGGGCAGGCCAGCCGAGCUGCCCAGACAG